Messenger RNA from Scedosporium apiospermum, 591 nucleotides. RefSeq lists its product as uncharacterized. NCBI's taxonomy places the organism in Eukaryota, Fungi, Ascomycota, Sordariomycetes, Microascales, Microascaceae. The transcript is spliced from 2 exons. Bases 1 to 591 code for a protein of 196 amino acids. The record is from RefSeq and is a predicted model, not a curated record. Gene Ontology annotation, molecular function: transaminase activity; pyridoxal phosphate binding.
AUGAUGCUCCCGCACCAGUUCACGUACGGCAUCUUCAACGACAUCGAGCGGACUGGCGCAAAAAUCGACCCAGAAGUAGGCGUGAUCAUUGUCGAGCCAAUGCAAUUCGCCGGUGGCUUGGGGGUGUCAUCCAAAGACUUCCUACCAUACCUCCGCGACGAGACCAGGAGGAUUGGCGCAGUCCUCAUCUUUGACGAGGUUGUUACGUCGAGGUUGUGUGGCGGAUUCUCUUUUGGCGCUUUUGGUGGUCGCCGGGCCAUCAUGGAUCUCUUCACUCCCGGCGUCCCACGGAGCCUGUAUCACUCAGGUACAUGGAACAAUAAUGCCUUCAGCAUGUUGGCCGGCGUUGUGGCAACCAAGCUCUUAUCCAGUGAAGCACUAGAUAGGACAAAUAAGCUCGGCGGUGCUCUACGAGACGGCCUCCGUAACAUCUUCGGUCCCGGAGACAGCGAUCUAGUCAUAUUGGCUGGAUUCGACAGCGUCGUCGGCGUGAAAUUCAAGGUCCCCGAAGGGGACAAGUGGAGGAUGUAUUCUACUUCUAUCUGCUUAACAACCGCAUAUACAUCGGACACGUGGGCUUCUUCGCAUUAA